AUGCAUGGAACAUCACUCCAGAAUCACCAAUCAGCGGAUUUCAAUCCAGGGUCCCCUUACUUUCAACAAGAUGAUGCCGGUUUUGAUCCCACUGCCCUUGACCUCGAUGAGGCAGAACUGCAACCUCAAAAAGAUGAUAUUAAAGUGGAAUAUCACCCACACAGUAAGAUACCAUCAAUCAUUCAUCAUUUUGCGGACUUUUCCCACUACCAUUCUAUGGAAGAUUCUGUGCCUCAUAGCACUUCUCCAUGGGAGCCAUUCCGAACACAGCUAGACUUUGAGGUUGCAGCAAUAGCACUUGAGGCAGCCAUGACUAAGGACCAAACCAACCAGCUCUUUUCCCUCAUGCGCUGCUCUGCAUGUGGUAAUGAGGCUUUCACAUUGCAAAGUCACAAUGAAGUCCAUUUAUUUUGGGAAAUGGCUUCUGAACGGUUUACACCAUUUCAGAGCAGUGUAGUAUCUGUGACAUACCGAAAAGAAGUCCACAAUUUUAACAUCUGCUUCACAAAGCAUUUUGUGUUUGAUGCCCAACGUUUGUACAAGUACAAUGGAAGAUGCUUCACAAGCUUCUUUGAUGAGCCCUGGACUGCCAACACAUUUUGGGAUGCUCAAGUAUAUGCUCAGCCGCUCACAUUCAUUCUUUACACCAAUAAAAGCAAGUUGACAUCCUUUGGAACUCAAAAGGGCUAUCCGAUCAUAGCACAAAUUGUGAAUUUGCCUGUUGAAAUUCUGAAUGGUGUUGGUGUGGCUGGUGGUCGUGUCAUGGGUUGGCUGCCAAUUGUCAAUGAAGAUCAAAAGGAUAGCGGAAAAGCAAGUUUUGUGAAUUUCAAGAAUGUGGUUUGGCAUGAGUCAUUUAUGCAGCUCAUCGAGUCAGUCAUACAGCACUCAAAUACUGGUUAUUGGCUUCGACUUGCUGACUAUGAGGAACAAUGCAUCAUGGCCUUGAUUCAUGGAUUGAAAGGCAAAUUCCCUUGUCCAGUUUGCCUGGUCCCUCAAGAUAUGCAGCCCAUCCACACAGAAGAACUAAGACUAUGCACAAGUGCUGGGUCUCAACAAGCCAGAGAGGAUCACCUAAAAGCAUUCUCACUGCGUGAUGUUGAAAAUAUUUUUUGGAGGGUUCCUUAUUGCGAUAUCCAUCGCACACUCUCGUGGGAUCGAAUGCACACUAAUAAUGGCAGAUUGUGGAGUGACCAUCUGUGGGUGGAGCUUCAGUUUUGGAUCACGGAUUUAGGUCAGAAUGCGGCCGUACAGAUUGAUUCAAACUUUGACACCUUCCAAAGAUGGCCUGACUUGAAGCACUUCUCGCACAUCAUGAAAAUCGACUUUACAGAUAAUGCAACCCACAAAGAUAUAUCAAAGGUAUCUUUGUGUGAAUUCUCAAUGCUGCUGGACGAAUAUAUCGCAAAAUCAGAUCCAGAAACUGGGAAGAAUUGGAACUUUCCAAAAAAGCAUUCAAAUGCACAUCCUAAUGAAAGGAUGCAUGGGCCAUUGCGUGCUAUCUACCUCUGGUGGACAAAUUUCAAAAAUGUUGCUACCCAGAUCCUUCGAUAUGACCACUGGCUGCUGACAUCAACAUCAAUGCAUUCUGAGGUUGAUGACCUGGACCAGUUCACACACCAGAACACCAUUGACCCUGAGGCAGGUGAAGACAUCAAAGAAGUCGCAACUCAUACAUAUUUGGGCACGAAGCAAGGCAACCAGUCUUUUUCACAGAUCGAGCAGGAGCAUGCAGCAGACAUCGCUUUUUCUGGGCGCGUACAUUUUUGGGCUGAUGACCAGGUUACGGUAUUUCAAUACUUGCAUGUGAAUUAUGAAUCUAUGGUCGACUGGCUGAAGACCCAAGACCAGCCAUUUUUUGCGUGUCUCAUUUACAUGUUUUGCUGUUCAAUCGGCGAGAUUGUCCUUUCCCUUGCCCUCAUUCAUCUGUAUAACGUUGCCAUCGGCCAUUGCCGCAGGCAAGAUAUAGAUUUGGGGUUAUAUCGUGUGCAAGCCAAACCUUGCAUGUCUUCAAAACUCAUUUCCAUUGAGUCCAUUAUUCGAGGUGCUAUGCUUGCCAGUGACCCUGCUACAGCUGGGGAUUAUUUUGUUGUGGACACCAUUGAUACUGACAUCUUCCUCCAAAUGAAAUCAUUACAAGCCCAUUUUAUUAACUAG
Suillus bovinus is the source of this 2154-nucleotide messenger RNA. RefSeq lists its product as uncharacterized. The record is from RefSeq and is a predicted model, not a curated record. Bases 1 to 2154 code for a protein of 717 amino acids. The transcript has 17 exons. NCBI's taxonomy places the organism in Eukaryota, Fungi, Basidiomycota, Agaricomycetes, Boletales, Suillaceae.